Molecule: messenger RNA, 1107 nt
Organism: Nematolebias whitei (Rio pearlfish)
Lineage: Eukaryota; Metazoa; Chordata; Actinopteri; Cyprinodontiformes; Rivulidae
Gene: cbr4
Product: carbonyl reductase 4
Exons: 5
Coding region: 1-717 (238 amino acids)
Biological process (GO): fatty acid biosynthetic process
Molecular function (GO): oxidoreductase activity, acting on the CH-OH group of donors, NAD or NADP as acceptor; quinone binding
Source: RefSeq, a predicted model, not a curated record
AUGUCCAGGCUGGCGGUGGUGUGUGGGGGCUCCAGGGGGGUUGGGAGGGCAGUGUCCCGCCUGCUGGCACAGAGAGGCUGCAGGUUGGUGGUGGUCUCCAGGAGGGACGAUGCUGCCCGGGCUGCUGUGGCUGAGCUGCAUGGAGCUGACCACAAAGCUUUCAGCUGUGACAUCUCUAAAGGGGAGGAGGUGCAGAAAACCUUUGAGAUGAUCCAGAGAAUGUGUGGAAACAUCUCCUACCUCGUGAAUGCAGCCGGCAUCAACAGGGAUGCUCUGUUAGUGAGGACCAAGCCUGAAGACAUGAUUUCCCUGCUGCACACCAAUCUGCUGGGCUCCAUGCUGACCUGCAGGGCAGCUUUGCGCAGCAUGCUGCACAUGCAGGGAGCUGCAGUGGUCAAUAUAGGUUCUGUGGUGGGCCUGAAAGGAAAUGCAGGUCAGUGUGUGUACAGCGCCUCGAAAGCUGCGUUAGAGGGCUUCACUCGCUCUCUGGCUAAAGAAGUCGCUUCACGCAACGUUCGAGUCAACCUGGUAGCUCCAGGUUUCAUCCACACAGACAUGACGGCAGGGCUGAGGGAGGAGGACAGAGCUCGCGCCGUCCCUCUGGCGAGGUUCGGCACGCCGGAGGAGGUGGCCCAGGCUGUUCUCUUCCUGCUGGAGGCCUCCUACGUUACAGGACAGGUGCUGGUGGUGGACGGAGGGCUGCAGCUGGUCAUGUAGGGGGGUGUUCCCUCAGGAGCUGUUUCACAUCUGAUCCAAUCAGCAUCAUUCUGGCAGAGGAGAACUACGCUUUAACAGAACGACAGAUGUUAAAGACAUCAGAAGAACAAGAAGGCUUCCUGCUGAGUCACCCUGUGCAGCCACAGAGGGUGUGUUCAGGCAUGUGUGACAGUCCGUCAUGACUAACGCUGCUGACUCCAAAGUGUCUGGCUCAGUCCAGACCCCCAUGGCCUCACGCUCCUAAACUUGAUCCCAAGAUUUAACUGUUGGUCUUUUUCCAUGACCGUCGAGGGUUUCUCCACUUCCCUCAGGAGAUCCCCUCAGAGCCAACACACACACACACGCACUCACACACACACGCACGCACACACACACACACACACACACACA